Bombina bombina (fire-bellied toad) is the source of this 851-nucleotide messenger RNA. RefSeq names its product histone H2A.Z-like. Gene Ontology annotation, molecular function: protein heterodimerization activity; DNA binding; structural constituent of chromatin. Gene Ontology annotation, cellular component: nucleosome. NCBI's taxonomy places the organism in Eukaryota, Metazoa, Chordata, Amphibia, Anura, Bombinatoridae. Bases 144 to 530 code for a protein of 128 amino acids. The record is from RefSeq and is a predicted model, not a curated record. The transcript is spliced from 5 exons.
GAGUCUCUUUGUCUAGGUACCCGGAUGUAGAUGACUUUAUAUAAAAGUUGGUAGGCUGCGCGGGAGCUGUUCUACUUUCGAACAAGCUAAUUCAGAGAACAACGGAUUUGUGGAACUGUGUGAGAGGGUCAUUGUGUUAAAUCAUGGCUGGAGGUAAAGCUGGAAAGGACUCUGGAAAAUCAAAGGCAGCUUCUAUAACUCGAUCCUCCAGAGCAGGUUUGCAGUUCCCAGUAGGACGUAUCCAUCGACUUCUCAAAAACAGGACCACUAGCCAUGGUCGUGUGGGUGGUACAGCUGCAGUGUACACUGCUGCUAUCCUGGAAUAUCUUACAGCUGAGGUUCUCGAGUUGGCAGGAAAUGCUUCUAAAGAUCUUAAGGUGAAGCGUAUUUCCCCACGUCACUUGCAGCUUGCAAUCAGAGGUGAUGAAGAAUUGGAUUCCCUUAUUAAGGCUACAAUUGCAGGUGGAGGUGUCAUUCCACAUAUUCACAAGUCUCUGAUUGGAAAGAAGGGGCAGCAGAAGACUGUUUAGUUGAGGGGAGUAUUUGUUCCUGCAAUCUGCAUACAGAGCUUUCUCAUGGACUUACGUAGCCUACUUCUCAGAAGAGACUAGCUUGUUCAGGUUUUAAUGGUUUAAGGUUUGAACCACUUAGGCUACUGAAUUGGGAGCCCUAAUCAAUUUUAAGCUGCUUCUUUGGAUUCAAUGAAUUUUGAAGUGGUUCAUUUUGGUGGGUUGGUUUUACUAGUUUUUAACAUACUUGGAGGCAUUCUGUUUUGUACAUACUUUAACAGAUUGUUCCCUGUAACACUACUUGAUUUUUUUUUGUUCAAUAAACAAAAUGCAUUCCUUCUA